Messenger RNA from Aureobasidium melanogenum CBS 110374, 951 nucleotides. RefSeq lists its product as uncharacterized. The record is from RefSeq and is a predicted model, not a curated record. The transcript has 2 exons. The coding region runs from base 1 to 951 and encodes 316 amino acids. NCBI's taxonomy places the organism in Eukaryota, Fungi, Ascomycota, Dothideomycetes, Dothideales, Saccotheciaceae.
AUGCCUGUCUCAUCAACACAUCAGAAUGCUGAACAUCCUCUUAUCGCUUUGAUUGAUCAGACAACGCAGGAUCCUACUAGAAGACACCAACGUGUUGAAGCAAUCAGACCAAUCCUUCAGUACCAACACCAGCUCCGACUACAAAACAUGCCUCCGUCUCAUCACGCUUUCCUUCCGUCUUUCGUCAAUCCAGCACAAGUCGAGAUGCCACGAUCUAACCAGCCCCACGGCUCUGACCAGAGAAGGACAUCCUCUGCCCACUCUUCUAGUGCCAACACUGUUCAGGGAAUGGCUCCAACGCCCACAAUCUCUACCAAUGCAGGUUUUGCCUCCGCCCCAAACAUCGGACAGACUAGACCCCCUUCCUAUGCCUUUGGGCCCCACGCUAGCCAAUCCGUGUCUCCAACCUUCCUCUGCAACCCGAACUUCGACCACGCCGCGCCGGCUACACGCCCCGAGCUCGAACACAUGAUUGUCUCUGUCAACCGCCAAAAGAUCGUAAGCGACGACAUGGACUGGACCACUCAGUUCCCCCUGGAGGAUCUCAGAAGCUCGACCACAAGCAACAUCUCGAUCAAUCAGCUCUCGUACAGUCGUCUGGUUGGCGAGAUCUCCGAGAAAAUUCGCAGCAAUGUUGAGUCGGAAGGUCUAUCUGUCGUUUGGGUCAUGUCGAACAUCAACCAAUUGGGUAUAAUUCGCGACAACGGCUCGCUGAGAGCAGCUGUCUUAGACCACCAGCAUGCUUGCAAGCAUAUCAUCCAGCUGUACGUUGUUAGAGAGAAAGCCGAGGGUACUGUUCUUCCCGAGUCUCAGAUCAUCUCUUCGAAGACUUUUAUCCUGCCCAAGGCUCCGCCUGUCCCCGAUGGUCUUCUCAGUCCCGAGCCUAACCAGCAGGAGGACACACCCAGACCUCCAUCUACCUCCAGCUUCGGCAAAUCCUUCGGUCGUUGA